AUGGCACCCGAAGCUAUUCCCCUCCGAACUUUGACCACCCUCCUCAACUACGAACGUCUAGUCAGCGAUCCCCGCUACAAACGCACCAGUCUCCACAGCAGCACCAUCUCAGACCAAACCAUACUUCCUCAUCUGGAAGGAAACGCGCUUAUCAAAAAGCGUCCCGCAAGCAUUCAAAAAAUCAACGUUCACACUUUCCAUCACGAUGCUUCUACUCCUGAUUCUACUCAAGAUCUAGCUCUAGAAACUUCCACCACUCAAGCGACAUGCACCAUCCACCCUUCAUGCGAUGUAGCAACCCGCUCCCUUUCCUCCACUCAACUCGAAAACAUCUUCUACGAAUCUCGAAGCCAUGACGGCUGCUACAAAGCGCUAAUCCUCUUUCAAGAAUUUUUCGCCUUCUUUCUCGUCAACCCUUUUCCACGCUCCAUCAUAGAAUUCAAAGUGACCGGUCCCAAACUCAUGAGUGUCCAAUCUUUAAAGUUGAGAAAUGGGGGUGCGACAUAUAUCACCGGAGGAGAAAACGAGGGAUUUCAUUCUAUCCUUGGAUUUCCUAAACCGGGAACGAGUGUAGGUCAGAUAGUAAACUUCGAUGAGUUUUUCGUGGUAGAUAUGACGCGUAUGCAAUGGGGCAAGCUAGGUAUAUUCGGCGAACCUUACUUUCUCGGCAAGGGAGGAGAUUGGCAGGAUGCUAUGGAUACCAUCUGUGAUGAUAUGAAGGAAUUGGGAAUCGGAGCAUCAUGGAUCGCGGAGAAUCAGCAUACAGAAUUGAUGAGAAAAUGCGCAAAGAAGGCGUGGGAUCGCUGGAACGAUCGAGAAAACGCAGGCUGGUGUGAUUACUGUGGCGUGGGAGGAAAGUUGAGUGCAUGUGCUGAGUCCUACCUUCCUAUCGAACUUAAUUCGAGAUCACAAGCCGAACCUUUUGUCGAACCUCAGAAUAGUGCUUCAGCUGGUCACCUAACUUUACCAAAACCCGGUAAAGUUACAAGUGAUUCGAUUAUUCCUUUUGAUAUACAUAAAGGACCAGCUUUAUUUCAAUCUGGGAAUGUACAAAUCCCAUAUAUACCUUUAUCAGCAUUAGAACCAGACUCUAGAAUUCCACCAGUUAACACUCCUACAGGAUCAUCUGAUGAUAAUAAUGAUCCGGAUAAUGAUGAUAAUUGGGAUAGCGGUUAA
Molecule: messenger RNA, 1176 nt
Organism: Botrytis sinoallii
Lineage: Eukaryota; Fungi; Ascomycota; Leotiomycetes; Helotiales; Sclerotiniaceae
Exons: 3
Coding region: 1-1176 (391 amino acids)
Source: RefSeq, a predicted model, not a curated record